Molecule: messenger RNA, 3794 nt
Organism: Vigna angularis (adzuki bean)
Lineage: Eukaryota; Viridiplantae; Streptophyta; Magnoliopsida; Fabales; Fabaceae
Exons: 2
Coding region: 264-1130 (288 amino acids)
Source: RefSeq, a predicted model, not a curated record
GUUGUUGCAAAACUUUCUCCUAUUAUGCAAGGUAGUUCCAAUAAAUUAGGGAUCACACUCUAAUGGGUGAUCCAAACCGUUUUGCUUCAGUGUAAAUGACUAUAAAUGGUUUGUUUUUAUUAUUUGAAUGAUAAGUUUGGGCGUUUUGUUUCUCCAAGCAUUGUACCUCUUUUAUUUACUUGUUAGACUAACAAUUGGUAUCAGAGCUCUGUAAAGGGCCUGAUCCAAUCCGUGAGUGAGUGAUUUUUUUCAUUCUUAGUAAGAUGACAAUCCCUGAGUUUGUGCAACCCUCCAUUUCUAAAUUUGAUGGUCAUUAUGACUUUUUGGCAAUGACCAUGGAGAAUUUCCUUCGGAGCAAGGAGCUAUGGAGUCUUGUGGAGGUUGGUAUACCUACACCUGUAAUUGGUUUAGGAUCCAGUGGUAAGGCUCAAAAGGUAGUUGUGGAGGCAGCCAAAUUCAAUGACUUGAGGGUCAAAAAUUUUCUCUUUCAGUCCAUUGAUAGGGAAAUAUUCGAGACUAUUCUUGACAAAAGUACAUCACAAGAAAUUUGGAACUCUAUAAAACAGAAGUACCGGGUAUCUAUUAGAGUGAAACGUGCACAACUUCAAGCAUUGAGGAAAGAAUUUGAGCUACUCACCAUGAAAGAAGGAGAAAAAGUGGACAACUUUCUAGGCCGCACCAUGACUAUAGUGAGUAAAAUGAAGUCCAAUGGAGAAGCAGUGGAACAGAGUGUUGUGUUACAUAGGAGUCUAUUGGUGCAUGAGCAACGAAUGAUCGAGGUACAAGAGGAAGAACAUAUGCUCAAAGCAACCCAUGAGCACACCAGUAGCAGAAGCACUCAAGAGGAGAAGCCUGGCAGAGGCAGAGGCCGUGGUGGGUUUAUAGGCAGUCGUGGCAGAGGCAGAGAAAGACAACUAUUCAACAAGGCCACCAUUGAGUGUUUCAAGUGUCAUAGGUUAGGGCAUUUCCAGUAUAAGUACCCUUACUGGGACCUGGAGAGCAUCUCAACUCUACAAAUAUUCGGAGGGCCUAUCCAUCCAGCUUCACACAACAAUAAAAGGUACUCUCUAAGCUUCAUUGAUGAUUUCACUAGGAAGACUUGGGUAUAUUUUUUGCAUGAAAAAUCAUAAGCACUAGCAAAGUUCAAGAUGUUCAAGGGACAAGUUGAGAAGGAAGCAGUAGUCCCUAUACUCUGCUUACAUACAAAUCGAGGUGGAGAGUUUCUCUCUAAUGAGUUUGAAGAAUUGUCACAUAGAAGGCAUUAGAAGACAGUUAACCACCCCUUACACUCCUCAACAAAACGGUGUAAUCAAAAGAAAAAAUAGAAUGAUUAUGAAUGCAGUUUGUUCUAUGUUAAAUGAGAAGCAUGUUCCCAAGGUGCUCUAGCUAGAAGUUGUCAAAUGGUGUGUGCAUAUCCAGAUGCCCAACAACUGUUGUAGAGGAUGUUACUCCAGAAGAAGCCUGGAGCGGCAGGAAACCAGUGGUGAAAUAUUUCAGAAUUUUUGGGUGUGUGGCCAUGCACAUAUCCCAGACCAGAAAAGACUGAAGCUAGAUGACAAAAGUAGAAAAUAUAUUUUUCUGGGCGUUAGUGAUGAGUCUAAAGCAUGGAUAUUAUAUGAUCCAGUCCCAAAAACUGUGAUCAUUAGCAGAGAUGUAAUUUGAGGAGAAGGAAAGUUGGGACUGGAGAAAUUUGAAGCCAAAAAUUCAGCAAGAAGAGAUAAUUUAUGAAGACAAAAAUGACAUGGCAGUAGAAAACACAAUAGUUGAUGUUGAUAUGAGUGAAAACAGUGAAAAAUCAACACUUGAUGCAGGACAACAAGGAUGUGAAAAAUCCCAUGGUGCUAGGGACUCUCGUCUGACAGAAUUCAGAGAAACAGUGUUGAAGAAACUUUGUUUAAACAACAAGUUGGAAGUAUGAUCUAUUUGACUACCACCAGACCAGAUUUAAUGUACACAUUCAGUUUUCUCAGCAGAUUCAUGACUAAUCCCACUACAACACAUUGGUUGGCAGCAAAACGAAUUAUGAGGUAUAUCCAAGGAACAACUGGCCUUGGAAUCUGUACAAGAAGGGGACUAACAGUUUAAGACUACUAGCAUUUUCAAAUAGUGAUUUUGCUCGAGACUUGGAUGAUAGGAAAAGAACUUCUGGGUAUGUGUUUAUGUUAGGGAUAGGGACAAUUUCGUGGACAUCCAAGAAGCAAAAUGUGGUAGCUUUAUCUACAACAGAAGUAGAAUAUAUAGCAGCAUCUCUAUGUGCUUGUCAUUGUAUUUGGCUUAAAAGAUUGUUAGAACAGAUUGGGCUUAAAAAUAAGACUGAAGUUGAGAUUUUGUGUGAUAAUAGCUCUACAAUACAACUGUCCAAAGACCCAGUAUUUCAUGGAAAAAACAAACAUAUAGAUAUAAAGUUUUACUUUCUUCGGAACUUGGUGAAUGAUGGAGCAGUCAAGCUAAGCUUUUGUAGCUCUCAAGAUCAGUUAGCAGACAUUAUGACAAAACCCCUAAGUUGGACCAGUUUUAAAGGCUUCAUACUUUGAUUGGAAUAACUAGUGUAGAUGCAUUAGUUUAAGAGAGGGAUUGUCAGGUUUUUUGAAGGGUUUUUUUCUCUGUUUAUUUGUUAUGUUUUUUAUUGUUGCAGAACUUUCUCUUAUUAUGUAGGGUAGUCCCAAUAAAUUAGAAAUCACACUCCAACGUGUGAUCCAAAUCUUUUUGUUUCAGUGUAAAUGACUAUAAAUGGUCUGUUUUUAUUAUUUGAAUGAUAAGUUUGUGUGUUUUGUUUCUCCAAGCAUUCUACCUCUUUUAUUUACCUGUUAGAUUAACAUUCACCAUUGGCAGCAAUGGUUCGAUGACUCAAAGAUUCUAUAAUUUUCUUUUCUUUUUCCGUUGUGUUUCUUGUGCCAUUAUGUGUGUGCUGUGCUCUGCCCGGGUAGAAAAGCUUGUGGAACAGGAUUCUGUUUUUCGUGCAGUUCAGUCACUUGAUAAAUUUGUGUUUGAGCUCUCUCUCCUGGAAAUUGUCGCCACGUUGCUUGUUUCAUUGGAGUAAUGGAAAUUUUGCCUUCUUGGUUCUUUAGGAUUAGAGGUGCUCUAUUUGCAAAUUAAUUUUGACCUGGAAAUCUUAGUCCUGUUUCAUGUCUUUCUGAUUUCCCUUCUGUUAGAUUUGCUUAGUCUUUGUUGUUUUUGUUGGAAUGGGCAACCGGAUUUUCAGUUCUAUCUGAAUUGAAAGCAUGAUUUGGGAUAAGUGUCUAAGAUAGUGUAUAUAUAAGGCUUGUUAGCAGUACAUAAAGGCACUAAAACAAUUUUAUUUGCUUGUUAUUGAGAGGUUGCUCAGGUAUGUUAAGAGAACAAUAUGUUAUAGUUUAAUGUUUCCUAACAAAUUUUGCAGCCUCUGAUCAGGGUAUGGUCGGAUAUUCUGAUAUUGAUUGGUGUAUAAAUAAGAUUGAAAGAAAAAGCACUAUAAGCAAUGCAUUCAUAAUUGAAGAUGCUCCAAUUUCUUAGUGUUCAAGAAAACAAUAUAUUGUGGCUUGGUUUCCUUGUGAGAUUGGGUACACGGCUGCUAGUAUGGGUGCUUGCCAAGUUCUAUUGCUAAGGACUUUGUUUGAAGAAUUAAAGAUAAGGAUUGAGGAAAGCAUUUUGUUGACAGUGGACAACUAUAUAAGUAUGUUAAAAGCUUCGUUAAUAUUAUGAAAUAAUACAUUUUUUCUCAUUAUUCCAUACAUGAUCAUUUUUUGUGUUAGAUAUAUUGUAUUGCUAUCUUCCACAAUCUCUUGUAUAUAAUAUAAUCUAUAUAAAUGUUAAUU